Mauremys mutica (yellowpond turtle) is the source of this 4156-nucleotide messenger RNA. RefSeq names its product acyl-CoA 6-desaturase-like. The transcript is spliced from 12 exons. Bases 58 to 1392 code for a protein of 444 amino acids. Gene Ontology annotation, molecular function: oxidoreductase activity, acting on paired donors, with oxidation of a pair of donors resulting in the reduction of molecular oxygen to two molecules of water. Lineage: Eukaryota; Metazoa; Chordata; Testudines; Geoemydidae. Gene Ontology annotation, biological process: lipid metabolic process. Gene Ontology annotation, cellular component: membrane. The record is from RefSeq and is a predicted model, not a curated record.
CAGGAGGCGCAGGCAGCGGGCGGUUCGGGCCGGGGGAGCGCGGAGCCAGGGGCGCCCAUGGGGAAAGGCGGGGAGAAAGGCGAGGAGGCAGGGGAGCGCGAGGCGCAGAGCCGGCUCUACAGCUGGGAGGAGAUCCAGCGGCACAACCUGCGGACGGACAAGUGGCUGGUGAUCGAGCGCAAGGUUUACAACAUCACCACGUGGGCAGCCAGGCACCCGGGCGGCCCCCGGGUGAUCAGCCACUACGCCGGCGAAGAUGCCACGGAUGCUUUCUGGGCCUUUCACCUCAACCCCAGCUUUGUGCAGAAGUUUCUCAAGCCAUUACUGAUUGGAGAGCUCGCCCCAGGGGAACCUAGCCAGGACCGAGGCAAAAACCCCCAGCUGGUGGAUGAUUUCCGGGCCCUGAGAAAGACAGCAGAGGAUAUGAAUUUGUUCAAAGCAGAUCCCUUAUUUUUCUCCCUUUACCUGGCUCACAUCAUCAUGAUGGAAACUUUGGCUUGGUUACUAAUUUCAUACUACGGCACCGGCUGGGUCACAACUUUUAUCCUUUCCUGCAUCCUUGCAACCUCCCAGGCCCAGGCUGGGUGGCUACAGCAUGACUUUGGACACCUCUCUGUCUUUAAGAAGUCUAAAUGGAACCAUAUCGUCCACAAGUUUGUCAUUGGGCACCUGAAGGGUGCCUCAGCAAACUGGUGGAAUCAUCGUCACUUCCAACAUCAUGCCAAGCCCAACAUCUUCAAGAAGGACCCAGAUGUGAACAUGCUGCAUAUUUUUGUCCUGGGAGAUUCUCAGCCCGUUGAGUAUGGCAAGAAGAAGCUGAAAUACCUACCUUACCACCACCAGCAUGAGUACUUCUUCCUAGUUUUCCCACCUUUCCUCAUCCCCGUGUACUUCCAAAUGCAAAUCAUCAUGACCAUGAUCAGACGCAGGUUCUGGGCGGACCUGGCCUGGGCCUUCAGUUAUUACAUGCGCUAUUUCAUCAUGUACAUCCCUUUCUAUGGAGUUCUGGGAUCCCUGUUUCUCCUCACCUUUGUCAGGUUUCUGGAGAGUCACUGGUUUGUGUGGGUCACACAGAUGAACCAUAUUCCAAUGGAAAUUGACUGUGAGAAGCACAGAGACUGGCUCAGCGCUCAGCUGGCAGCUACCUGUAAUAUUGAGCAGUCCUUUUUCAAUGACUGGUUCACCGGGCACCUGAACUUCCAAAUCGAGCACCACCUGUUUCCCAUGAUGCCACGACACAAUUACUGCAAGAUUGCCCCACUGGUGAAGUCUUUGUGCACCAAGUAUGGCGUCCACUAUGAAGAGAAAUCUCUCGGCAAGGCAUUCAAAGACAUUGUUGGGUCCCUAAAGAAAUCUGGAGAUCUCUGGUUGGAUGCCUACCUCCAUAAAUGAAAUUGCAUCGUAGUGGGGAGGUUCGAGUGAUAGGGGAAGGACCGUGUGUUUUUGUUUUUUUUGUUUUUUACUGUCAGAUUUUCAGCCUUUAUCUGUGUGCACAGUUGGAGGGGAGUUUCCUGUCUUGUGAAAUGCUACUCGGGGGGUUGGGGGGUUAAGACACCUUUUUAAACCAGAGGGAUUUUAAAUGUGUUUGGCACAGUCUUCAGAAGAUGAGUUAAAAGAUCCAUUUUAUACCACCUGGCUGGAAAUUGACCAAGCUGAGUGGGGUUUUCUGUUUUGGAGGUGGAGGGUGAGAGAGCAGGGUGGAUAACCAGAAGGGCAAUUUCUUCCCUCCCCUCCCUCUUCCAGAGCCAUUCACUUCAGCCUUAGCCUCAACCCCCCACACACAGGCACUUGAUUCAUAAACAUGAUCAGGCCAGCAUCAGAGAGCUUCUGCAUCUGUUCCAAUAUUUACAAUCCCAGAAACCCCAAUCAGCUUACACCCUUUCCCCCUUUCUGAUGCUGGUGCAGAGAAGCAACAGCCCAGGAUUGGAUUGUGGUUAAAAACAAAACCCCCAAAAGCCUGUUUGAUCACCCACAGAACGGUGAAGUCUCUUGGCUGCACUGCCUGCUGCAUCCUCCCUGGAGAACUGGGAGGCGCAGCUGUGAGCAGCAGGUGCUGCAUUAUUAGUCUGUCUGCCUCACUCAGAGCCCUGCUGUGGCUUUGUCUCUCUAUCAGCCUCUUUCUCUCUGUGAGCACAGCGCUGCUUUAGUAAAGGCCACGGCACCAGUCCUAAGCUGAACUCCCGCAUUAGCUUCCUUGGGACUCUACACAGGCGAAAGUAUCCAGCUGCAUGGGCCUCAGGGCUGGAUCAGGCUCCGUGUGUGUUUUUACUGCUCACCCCUGUUUUCAGGGGUCUGCAACUCAGCUCUGGGCUGAAACAGCGAGAGGGAUUUAACAAUCACUUAGUCAGGUUUUCUUUCCAUGUGGCCCAUUAACACUGCUGAGUUGUCUGCUAACUAAUGAUAAUAUUGAUGCAUAUAACAAAUUGACCUGCCCAUUGCAGCUGCUUUAUUGUGCUCCUCUAUAGUUCAUAAACUGCCUUGGGCGGGAGGGGUUGCAGCUACUUAACACAAAUACAGCAGAGAACCAAGCUACCCUGGUUUUUCAUUUGGUGUGAAACUUUCCAUAGAGCACUGAGAAAUCUCUUAAAUUGUCUAGACCUGUUUUCUGUCUGAUACACAGUUACCCAAGAACCAUUCAUGGCUCUAAUGGAGGGUAGUGUUCAGUUGGUUCCAUGACACAGGGCCCAAUCCAAAGCCAACUGGUAGCAAUAGAAAGUUUUCCAUAGACCGCAGUUGCCUUUACAUUAGGCCUGGAGACUUUAAUUUAAUACAGUUGAAAGCAAGACAGAUGUGACAUUCCAGUAACAUUAAGGGCCAAGGUUUCUAAAAAAGGCCUCUAAACUUCUGCCCAUCCCUCAUUGCUUGUUCAAAUCCCACAUUUCCUUGUGCAAAAUAGGUAUUUUCUCAUGCAGUUACCUAACAUCAAGUUUGCAAGCACAUCAUUCAUCUUCCCAAGCAGAUCCUAUCACCCAGAUGAUGCUCCACUAAAAUCAACAGGGCUCUGCCUGCCUGGAGGCAGCUGCAGGACUGGGACUUGAUACUUGAGAAAGUUUAACCCGCUUUAGAAAAUAUCUCCCUGAAGAUCAGAUUUUACUGCACUAAAGCCAUGAAAUUCAUAGCGGACAUUGUAAUUUAACCAAUCCACUGAUGCCUGAAGUUUGUAGGAGAGACUAAAUAUUUGGGUGAUUUUACACACCCUGUUGAUUGAAAUACUUAAAUAUCACCACAGGUGGUUAAAAUGAAGCUUUAUUGUCCUGGUGGUGUUUCAGUUUCAACCAGACCUUGAACACCUUUUAUACUGCAGUCCCUGGGGGUUCCAAUCUCCAAUAGCAUAAUUAAUAGUAUCCUUCUGUAUUUUGUAAUCUUUUUGAACAAGGUAGUAAUGAGUUAGCAUGGGAUUGUGGAAAACACCAUUGAAACUGCCUUAAUCUCAGUCUCUUUUUGAUUCAAUGAAUGUAUCUCACUUUCUCUGCUCCAGGAGAGAUGAGCACAAACAUACUGCGGCACCUGCUUUGCAGUCUUCCAAACAGGCAGCUCGCUUUUCGAGAAGGUUCAGGUUCUUUGUUCCUCCAGUUCUUGUUUCCAAAACAAACUCUGAGUUUGGCUGCUGCUUCCUCUGGGCUCUGGCCCUUUGCUCUUUGCUGUCUGUCAUGUUGAAAUGUUGUCCAUUUGCAUGCUAAACGUCCAGAGGAAUCUCAGGAGAGUGGUGACCCAACAGACCCAUCCCAAAACAGUAGCCUUAUUCUAGUCACAUGCUUUUGUAGUUGUCAUUGAUCAGCUUACUGGAGGGACUCGUGUUUUAUUAAAAUAAUAAUGCAAUUCCAGUAGGGCACUCUGCAUUGCCAAUGCCUGGGAGAUGGCAGCUAUCACUACUGACAGUUGUAGAACCUCGGAACAUUCUAGAAGAGCAAUGGGGCUGGGCACCAUGCAGAAGGAAGGGCCAGUCCUUAAACAGAACAAUUGUUUCAUUUGUACUGAGCAACAACAAACAAAAUCAUAAAGGGAACAAGUAGGGACAGGCAAGUGCCUGAUAUUGGCUCUUCCCUCUCACCCAGGCGAGCUGGGUGCUUUAGAUCAAACUAUAGAAACAUUCUUGUUCAUGGAAAACUCUGAGUCACUAAGAUCUGCAAAAUAAAAAUGAUGCCAUUUUAUAGUU